Messenger RNA from Parnassius apollo (apollo), 294 nucleotides. Lineage: Eukaryota; Metazoa; Arthropoda; Insecta; Lepidoptera; Papilionidae. The record is from the annotation of a GenBank genome assembly.
AUGGCAUUUGGUGCGCACCUGCAGAAGCAAGAGACCGUGUCAUCGAUGUCCGUGGGCAGCACUGUCGGCAUGGCGGUGGGCAGAGCGACCGGUGGAACACGGUACUUAAGGCGAAGGAGACGUCGCGAGCCUCGGCGUAACAUGGCGGCAGGCCAGUGGCUCGGAGUGCUCGGUACGCUCGGCGAGCUCGGUACGCUCGGCGAGCUCGAUAUGCUCGACGCGCUCAUGGCGACGCGCGCACAAACGCUCGCGGGCAAGCGCGGCGCCCAACUGCCGCGCACCUGUGCGAUAUGA